Molecule: messenger RNA, 1902 nt
Organism: Melitaea cinxia (Glanville fritillary)
Lineage: Eukaryota; Metazoa; Arthropoda; Insecta; Lepidoptera; Nymphalidae
Exons: 3
Coding region: 396-1784 (462 amino acids)
Source: RefSeq, a predicted model, not a curated record
CUUGACAGAGGGGAACGCCUGUACAUGGCUACUCCCCUCCGUGCUGCUCUUUGAUGUUGAAAUACAAAACAUCGGUUUGAUUCGAUGCAUCGUUACUAUACAUCGAGUGUUUUUAAUACAUCGAUGUAUAAUAAAUAUUGUAUAUCGUGAAUCGUCCACUCCUACGGCUCCUACCCCCCCACUUCCUAAAGUAUUGCUGACAUAUAGCAACGUGUAUUAUAUAAAAAAAUAAAAUAAUUUAAAGUGUUAUCGUUUAACAUAAUCAGCUUAUUUUAAAAAGUAACUAAAAUAAGAUUUGAAUUUGUAUAUAAACGUGGUGACAAUUUUGCGCAAAACUUACAAUUAGGUAUUUCAUCAUUAUAUAAAAGUUGGAAUUUUACAAUUUCCUUAGUAUUAUGAGUGAAGCGUGGCGCACAAAGAAAGAUAUUAUCAAGGAUCUGAAAUUUGCUACAGGAUCAUAUAAUGAUGAACUAAAUGAAGAGUAUGUAGUAUGGGGGGAGCAGCCACCGCCACGGCUCGUCAUGCCGGAUGAAGGUGAUGAAAUGCUAAGAAUAUGUGGCGGGGUAGGACCAGGCGAUGUGUCGACCUCUAAUGAGGUCUGCGAGCCAGAUUUAGCAGGAAUAACACAAAUGUUAAGAAUGGUAGAACAGUUCAAUGAAUCGUCUUCAAACGAAAGUAACAAUGACACACAAAGUAAAACAGCCACAAACACAUUAAUCUCUAUAAGUAAAUUAAAUCCAAAUGUACCUGCUUUCGAACCAAAAAAUAUUGACACUGUAGUUUUAAAUAAAUUAAGUGAAGUGGAUAAAAACUGUGUCGCAACUACUUCUGUAAAAGCAAAAGAAAUUGAUGAAGUAAAACAAUUCAAUAUUGCUAAGAAUGUUGAUGACAUGAAAAUAAUGAAUAAAGCUGAUAAUGUUAUUACUGAUUUUAGUCGUGUUGACACAUCGAGACUUACAGAUGCUGAAGUGCAGGAAAUGAGAGCCAAAGUAAAAGAAAAAAUUCGCGUUACUUCCAACGAGAAGUGUGGUAAAUUAAAACGUGAACGCAAUUUAGCUAUUGCUACCUUAGUUAAAUUGCAUUGUGCGUCACAAACGAAUGAUCUCAAUACCCCUAAGUUAAUAAGUCCGGAGUAUUUCGAACAAAGAUUGUCGGAUCAGAAAGAAAAAUUAAGUGACAGUGAAGUACCAGGAAAUGUAUCUUAUUUAGAUAUAGCGCUUAAUAACCCUGACAAUGCGACAGAUAGCUCUGUAGUAUAUAAAAGAUGCGAACCGUUAGUUGAUAAGAAUACGGCUGAAUCAAAUGAAAUGGUCAAUGAAGAAACAGAAUAUAGGACGGAAAUAUCGAAUAGUUCUAUUGCGAGGAAUUUACAAAGCAAAGAAACUUUACCUACUACAACUUCUAAUAACGAAACAAAUAAAGAAGUUAAGCAAUCAAUAGAAAAAGUUGAAAACUGGCUGAACAGUCCACAGAAAGUACCAAAAGCUCCUCCACUUUAUUUAGGACCUGUAACGUUUAAAAGAAAAGCCAAAUCAAGCAACAGUAAGCCAGAGUCACCGAUUUCAACUAUUUCGGACAAUACCAGCACCGUUAUAAAUACGGUAGAAGAAUUCAUACCGUCGGAAUACGCUUCUCAACUGAACAAAGAAUACGUGGAACGAAGCAAAGCAAAGCAAAAAGUAGAACAGGACAUCUGGACGAAACUGGAAGCACAAUUAAUAGAAAAGGACGAAAUAUUAAAAAAACUUGCACAAAAGCCUAGCUCCAGCUAUACAACGGAGUAAAGUAACUGAAAUAUUUAUAAUAAUAUUGUUAUUUUAUUGUUCACACUUGACAAAAAUGAUGAAAUUGUUGGAUCUAUUUUAUGCCUUUCUUAUACAUUGUAUAAAUGUUGGAAAGGUA